Trametes versicolor FP-101664 SS1 is the source of this 246-nucleotide messenger RNA. RefSeq lists its product as uncharacterized. The record is from RefSeq and is a predicted model, not a curated record. Lineage: Eukaryota; Fungi; Basidiomycota; Agaricomycetes; Polyporales; Polyporaceae. Bases 1 to 246 code for a protein of 81 amino acids. The transcript is spliced from 2 exons.
AUGGCACACGCUCUGCGUAAGAACUCCAAGGCCCCCGAAACUGAUGGAGCCCGGGAGCUGCGGUCGAAACUCCGGCGAUCCUUCCAAGCAGAGCUUGUGAAGCUCACGAGCGACAGCUCGGUGCGCAUAAACUGGACAUUGAACCAUUACCGCCAGUACGCUUAUGACACCGUCGUGGCCCGGGCUAGAAGCAAUACUGGGUCAGAUGCCUCCGACCUGCAGGAGAAGGGAGAGUUACUGGAGUAG